AUUCAAUCAUAGGAGUCGAAAAUGUCCGGACGAACAUUUGUGUGAUCUCGGUGUCUCUCUGUGUUUCAUAUCGGGGCAAAUGUUUUAUUUGUUUCCAUCAACAAAAACAUUUGAACAUUUUUUUUUUUGUUUUUCGCAAAUCGGUGAAGUGUAAAAGCAGAAGCGAAAUUAUUUUUUAUGUGUAAAUUGUGAGUGUGCAACGGAAAGAAUUGGGAAAAUUGGUUUUUAUUUCGAACGAAAAAGAAAAGAAAUUGCGCAAAUUUGAAGCGCCCAUCGGAUAUUGUCGUGUGUUUGUGUGUGAAAUAUAUAUAUUCAAAAGAAAAGAAGAGUUGCAGGGAAUUUAUCUUCUUGAGUUCUUUUUUUCUCUUCAUUUUUUUCUGUUGCUCUUGUUGCUGUUGAAAGAAUGCGAGCAGUUGAACUGUGGACACACACAUCACAUACGCAUUUACAAAAUGAAGAAUGAUUUUUUCCCCUAUUUCGUUGAUCAAACUAUUAUCAUUGGCAAAAUGAACGAAUAACACAAUGCAAUGAAAUUAUUUUGCUUGUGGAGACACACCAUUUUCGAACAUAUAAAUGAAAAAAACAAAAUCAUCAGCAGAUAAAUAAAAAUUGCGACGAUUGUGGUGUUUUGUUGGUGAAUUUGGGGCCGAGAAUAACAGGCCAAUUGUCAUCUACGUUACUGAUCAGAACAAAUUUACGUAGUCAUACGUAUCGCGAGCGCGGUGUAAACGAGCGUGGCCCGAUUUGAAUUGAUGGUGGGUUUGUGUAUUUUUUUUUUCUGGAUCGAUCCGGGCAAUCGAAUCCAAAUUGACAAAUUUAUUUUCGUGGAAAAUUUUAAUUGGCUUUCGAAUUUCCAAUCAAACAAAUCUAUAGUGUGCGAGUUAAUCGAUAUCGCGGUUCGGAAGCAUUAGUCAUCCGGAAAAACCAAUUUACAUGUGUCAACGUAUCCAUUUCAACAGCAUUUCCGAAUGAUUUUAAUUCGUGGAGCUUUGUUCGAUCUUUUUAUUUUUACAUUUUAUUCAUUUGACAUCGACCUAAAGUUUGAACUUUCUCAUUCGUGCAGCUAAACGAAACAGAAAACACAAAAAAAAUUGAAUUCGAAAAAAAACGAGACGAAGGAAGAAAAAUUGAAGAAAAAAAAGUGAAAUACUAUAAACGUUUUAUUGUGUGUUUAUGUGAGUGUGUGUGAAACGAGACAACAAGUUUAAACAUGUUUAAGUGCAUUCCGAUAUUUAAAGGCUGUAAUCGCCAAAUUGAAUUCGUUGAUAAGCGGCAUUGCAGCUUACAAAAUGUGCCCGAAGAGAUCCUACGCUAUUCGCGAAGCCUCGAAGAGCUGCUUCUCGAUGCAAAUCAUCUCAGAGAGCUGCCAAAGAAUUUUUUUCGAUUACAUCGUUUGCGCAAAUUGGGCUUGAGUGACAAUGAAAUCAAGAAAUUGCCAUCCGAUCUACAGAAUUUCGAGAAUUUAGUGGAAUUAGAUGUGUCGAGAAAUGAAAUCCCCGACAUUCCAGAUGAGAUACGGCAUCUCAAAAGUUUGCACACAGCAGAUUUUAGCUCGAAUCCAAUCGACCGCUUACCACCCGGAUUUUCUCAUUUAAAAAAUCUAACAGUAUUAGGAUUGAAUGAUAUGUCAUUAACAUCGCUUCCAGAGGAUUUUGGAAACUUGUCCAACCUGGAGUCACUGGAAUUGCGAGAGAAUUUAUUAAAGGAUUUACCGGAAUCGAUAAGUAGAUUAACCAAAUUGGAACGAUUGGAUUUGGGCGACAACGACAUUGUGACACUGGCGGCGCAUUUAGGUUAUUUGCCAGCAUUACAAGAGCUAUGGUUAGAUCACAAUCAAUUGCAGCGGUUGCCACCGGAAAUUGGCCGCUUGACAAAUUUGACGUGUCUCGAUGUAUCGGAAAACAAACUAGAAGAAUUACCUGAAGAAAUUGGCGGCUUAGUAAAUUUGACCGAUUUGCAUUUAUCGCAAAAUGUUCUGGAAACAUUGCCGGAUGGCAUGUCAAAGUUGCGCAAAUUGACGAUUCUCAAAUUGGAUCAAAAUCGUGUAGACAUUCUGAAUGAAUCAAUCGGAUUAUGUGAAAAUUUACAAGAGCUUAUACUGACCGAAAAUUUCCUUCGCAAAUUGCCCAAAUCGAUUGGACGUUUGAUAAAAUUGAAUAAUUUGAAUGUAGAUAGAAAUAGCUUAGAAUCGAUACCCAUCGAAAUUGGCAAUUGUAUAUCAUUGGGUGUGCUCAGUUUACGUGACAAUAAGCUGAAAAAAUUGCCAAGUGAAUUGGGCAACUGUACGGAGUUGCAUGUGCUUGACGUAUCGGGUAAUCAAUUACAAUAUCUACCAUACACACUGGUCAAUUUACAAUUGAAAGCGGUUUGGCUAUCGGAGAACCAGGCACAACCACUGCUCACAUUUCAAACUGAUACGGACGAGCAUACGGGCGAACAGGUAUUGACAUGCUUCUUGUUGCCCCAGUUGGAAUAUCAACCACAAGGUGCAGAAAUUCUUCUACCUGGCCGCUUGUAUCGAUCGAAUCAAAGAUUCGAUUCAAUGGAUUUAUCCCUAAUUGAAGAUGGUCACGACGAUGAAGGGUCUUCCGAUGAUGAAGCAUGGGAAGAGCGUGAAGCAUCUCGUACACAUUCCGUUAAAUUUUCCGAAGAUUCUGGCAUUGCCGAUAAGGAUACGCCAUUCGUACGUCAGAAUACACCACAUCCGAAAGAAUUGAAACUCAAAGCACACAAAUUGUUUGCGAAAGAGAAAAAUAAAGCCGAUGACGGUGGCAAUUUGGACACCCUGUCCGAAGAGUCAUCAUCAAAACCAUCAUCGGGCAAAACGACCAUCAUUAAUUCCACGACCAUGGAUAACAUAUCCGAGGCACGAACCGAAGUCGAAUCAAUUGUGCCGCCUCCAUCGAACACUUCGACCACCGUUGCAACAAGUAUUUCACAAGAGCCAAUUUUCGGUGGAGCUACCGAACGACAUCAAUCCUAUGGAGAUGAUGAAAAUGGAGAAGUAAAUGGAUUCAAUGAGCGUAAAGUUGGAUUCUCAAUGGAAGAAGAGGCAGAGAAAAAUGAUUCGGAAGGUGGUGAUGAAGAAGAAGAAGAAGAGAUUGAGAAAUUGCAUCCAAUCAAAUUGCAUAGGCGAGAUACGCCACAUCAUUUGAAAAACAAACGUGUUCAACAUGGUGCUAUUGACAAGACAGUUGCAAACAUCUUAUUGGCAAAUGCACCGAAGCAACUUGAAACAGUGCCGCCAAUUGCCGCAACCAACAACGACAACACCAGUUUAACGGAGAGCAAUCGUGAGAACAAACCCGGCCAUUUGAAUGAUUGUGAUGCAUUGGAUGGUUUGACGGAGCUGCGAACGGAGAACUAUGAAAUUCACAUUGAACGAACGUCGGCCGGAUUGGGUUUGAGCAUUGCUGGUGGUAAGGGAUCGACACCGUACAAAGGAAACGAUGAAGGUAUUUUCAUAUCGAGAGUUACCGAAGGCGGACCAGCCGAUUUGGCCGGAUUGAAAAUCGGCGACAAAGUGCUGAAAGUGAAUGGAGUUUCAGUUAUCACAGCCGAUCACUAUCAUGCGGUGGAUAUAUUGAAAGCUUGUGGAUCGGUACUGGUGUUGGUUGUACAACGUGAAGUAACUCGUUUAGUUGGUCAUCCAGUGUUCACACAAGACGGUUCAGUGGCACAGAUUGCGAUUUCAAAUCGACCGAUCAAUGCUGCUGAAACCGUGCACACCGUUCCAAUUCAACAAACCGAGCAAAUCAUCCAUACAAGCGCAAAAUCAAUACCAUCACCCAUUCAAAUUCACAGCGAACAACAACAACAGCAACAUCAACUAUCCGAACAUUUAUCCACACCGCAUUCCAACGGAAUCACGGAAAACGGAAGGGGAAUCUCACACAAAAUAACGUUGCACACAACGUUGAUAAGGGAUCAAAUCGGUCAAGGUUUAGGUUUCAGCAUUGCUGGUGGUAAAGGCUCACCACCAUUUAAAGAUGGAUCCGAUGGCAUUUAUAUAUCUCGCAUUACCGAAGGCGGACUUGCGCAUAGAGAUGGAAAAAUUUUAGUUGGCGACAAAGUACUGGUGAUAAAUGGUGUUGAUAUGGCGAAUGGUACACAUGAAUCGGCCGUACAAUUGCUAACCGAUCAUCAGCGUUUCGUGCGUUUGGUUGUUCAGCGUGAAGUGCAGGGACCAUUGGAGCCACCCAGUCCGCACAGUCCAUCGUAUUUGAAGGGUUUAAGCCCAUCUGGUUAUAUGGCCAAUCGGCCAGGGUACAAGCGUCCGAGCUUUUCAAAUUUCAUUGAAUCACCCACUGCCGAAUCGGUAAAAACGGUCAUUUCGAACACAACAUCACCGGUCGUGCCACAACAAUACACAUCAAUUACACAAAGUCCAAGUACACCGACCAGUGGCAAAACAAAUGGCAUUGGCAGCGGAGCAUCACAACCGGUGCCAGCACCAAGACGACUCACAUCACAAAGCUCGGUCGGAUCGGGUAUCAAUGGACAAUCAAAUGUUGCCGCCUCACAAAAUGGCAAUCGCUCCGAAGACGACGAUGUACAGGCACCAACGCAACGACCAUUAACAAGUGAAGAUUUUCAAGCCAUGAUACCGGCGCAUUUCUUAAGCGGCGGCCAACCCGACUACAUCUUUGAAACGCAUGAACAAGGGCCAUCGGUCACGGUCACAGUAAAGAAAGGUGUUCCAGACAUGCCAAUGUUGCCGCCAGCACCAACUGAAUUGGGCAAAGUCACUGAAACGAUAACCAAAUCAACGUUCACUGAAACGGUUAUGACACGUGUCACUGACAAUCAUUUGGGCGAAGCUCUGAUUAGUGAGGAAGUCAUCCUUCCGAAGAAUAAAGGAUCGCUCGGCUUCAGCAUCAUUGGCGGCACUGACCAUUCUUGUGUGCCAUUCGGUGCAAAUGAACCAGGCAUUUUCAUAUCACAUGUCGUUCCUGGUGGCAUAGCUGCAAAUUGUGGUAAACUGCGAAUGGGAGAUAGAAUAUUGAAAGUAAAUGGCACCGACGUUACGGCAGCAACACAUCAAGAGGCUGUUAUGGAACUUUUACGACCUGGUGAUGAAAUAAAAUUAACAAUUCAACAUGAUCCACUUCCGGUCGGUUUCCAAAACAUUCUGCUGGUGAAAACAGAGAACGAACGGCUGGGAAUGCAUAUCAAAGGUGGUUUGAAUGGUCAACGAGGCAAUCCACUCGAUCCAGCUGACGAAGGUGUGUUCGUGUCAAAAAUCAAUUCGAGCGGUGCAGCACGACGUGAUGGACGACUAAAGGUUGGUAUGCGUAUAUUGGAGGUUAAUGGAACUUCGUUGCUCGGUGCUACCCAUCAGGAAGCUGUGAAUGCAUUGCGUGAAGCUGGCAACGAAAUCCGUAUAAUCGUGUGCAAAGGCUACGACAAAUCGAGUUUGAUCCAUUCAAUUGGAAGUGCGGGUGGCAUGAGCACCGGUUUUAACAGCUCAACCAAUCGCCUCGGCUCAAGAGCAUCGGAAACAGGCUCCGAUUUUAGCCAAAGUGUAUCAAGUUUAGAUCGAGAUGAUGGUGCCAUUGAUGAGUCUUUGCCCAUUGCAUCGACAAAUGACGUUUUCGAAAGCAGCAAAGACGAAGCACACAUUCACACACCUGAGCCACACAGCGAGUCAAAUGUUGAACGAGUUUCCGAAACAUCGCAAGAUGUUGCGCUGUUAAACUCGGAACAAACAUUAGUCAGCACGAAGGAAAAGAGCACAAAAGAUAAGGUUCUGGACAUUGUUCGUGCCGCCGAGUCAUUAGCCUUAGGAACACAUUUGUCAGAUAGCAAUGCGAAUGCUGAGCUCGUUGUCAGUCAUCCACCAAAAUCGCCCGUCGAGCACGAAGAUAAAAUGCAUAAAACGACGACGAUUGUGAUGUCGGCGCAUACACUAGACACACAGCCACAGGUUGAUAGCCGAAUAGGAAGCUCAAAAAAACCGAUCUCUACCUCUAGUUUUGCUCAUCAUAAAUACGAUACAUCGAUGAAAUCAUCUACUGACAGUCUUUCAUCUGCCGAUACGAUGAUUUCCGCAUCGAAAAAACCACCACCACCACGACCUCCUUCGCCAUUGCAACCGCCACCGUUGGCACGACAAUACGACGAGCUCGAUCGCACCGAAAUCGAAAUUGAGGUUUUUGAUACCGAACCAUACAAAUAUGAAUCGAAAUCGAAACCACAAUCAAUGUCUUCACAGACGCAAACACAUCGUAAGUCGGUGAGCUUUGAUUUGUCCGACAAUGAGUAUAUUCCGGUGCUUGAGCACGACGAACCAGAACCAACGGAUAACAUCGGCGAAUUAUUUUUGAGACAAUUCAGCCGAGAGAAUUCACAAGAAGAAAAUGACGGUUACGAAGUUCCAAUCAAAUAUCCGAGUGGCCCAAAAUCAAAGCCAACGAAAAAGGUGAAAAGUAUUCUGCGCUCGCCCAGCCCUAGUUCAAAAGCACCAACGACACCCUCGUCGUUGGAUCGACCUUUGAUUACAAGCUACAUUCAGCAGCCGCAGCCUAGUGUGACAACAGCCAUUGUACACACCGUGGCUCCAUCGACGGAUGAUGAAAUCGAACGCGAAAAUCCGUUCCGCAAAGAAUUCUUGGGGCGUCGUGCUGAAAACAUCUACGAAGAAUUAGACUUUGAAGAACAAGCUCCGAAACAAACAGUACAAAUUACACCGAUUGAAACAAAAGUGAAAGAACAAGAAAAACCGAAGCAAAUUGACCCAAGUUCGGUGAAACAACGACCAAAAUCCGCAUACGAAUCAAGAGAAUAUGCAGAAGUUCAGUCGAAAUUCCAUUCAUCAAAUGAUGAGUUGAGUGAAAAGUCAGAAAGUACGCUAAUUUCAACGCAAAGCACAUCUCGAUCGACAGGUAGCCUGUUGAUAGAUCGUCCAAAACAAAAGCCACCAUUACCUCCAAAGCCAUCAAAACCCAGUUCUUCCGUGAAAUCACCAUCUCCGGUCAUCAAACGCGCCGAUCUCAAACAAAACGAGGCUUUGAAAACAUUCCAGCAAGAAAUGUUGCAUGGGGAUUUAUACGAAUUCGUUCAUAAUGCGGAAACAAAUCAAAUAACACGAAUUAAACAGCAAGCAACCAGUAUUCCUAUUGCAAUUGCAAAAUCACCCGAACCAAUUGUUAAAGAAGAAACCAAAGAACCGCCACGUUUGACCACGUUCAAUCCAAGCAGUCCUCUCCCUCCAAUUCCCAAAAGCAAUAAGACCAAUGUGCCACCGUAUUCAAAAGUUCUGAAGCGAGGUUCAAGUGUUGAACGACCAACGGUGAGUCCUCCGCCGCCACCCGUUAACAUGUCAACGUUGCCAACGGCAGACAAACUAAAACAACUUCGAACCGAAGACGGUUCAAGAGUCGAAAUCCUAUCGACAAGCACCGAAGAGCUGCGAAAAUUCCAUCGCGAAUAUCAUCACGAAAAUGCUCCCGAAUACAGUUUGGUCACCGAAGAAACGCAUCGCGAAAUUCUACUGCAAGAGAAUGAGAUUCGAAAUGCAAUGCAACAAGAGCAAAUUGUCACCGAGACAGUAACAACGACUAGUCGAAUUCCAGUGCGAAAAGCGCCGUUGCCACCAACGGCAAAAACAACAACGAUGUCGACAACAACAAACAAACAUCAUAAAAACCCUUCAUUUUCUUCAGAUGUCAGUCAAGAACAUUCGUCCACAAUGCAAUCAACAUCAUCAUCAUCAUCGUCGUCAUCUCAAGUAUUUCCGGUUACGCAAAUUUUGCCCGUGCAAUAUUCACACUUGCCAACGCCACAGCAGCCCGACUAUUUUUUAACAUUUCCAUCGUCGCCACUACAGCCCAGUUGUAAUGUAAUGCCAAUGCCACAACCGGGCGCAUUCAGUACAUUCAUGUCUCCGCCCGCUUCAGCUAAAGUACCAAAAUCGGUGUCGGACCGAAAGCGAUUCUUUGAAAAUGCAAUGGAAGACCACAACAAGCCAGCGCCGAAAUCAGAGAAAGUUUUCUCAUUUUUAUCACAAGAUGAAGUUGAAAAACUGAAACAAGAAGAGGAAAAAAAGAUCGAGACAUUAAAACGUGAUAAAAAGAAUAAGAAAAUCUUGAGAGCGACCGAUGAAAAUUGUUUUGAGAAAGGCAAUGACAAUGUCGAUGGCACGUCAAGUGACAGCAACGAUGAUGACGAUGACGAGAGUGAUGACGAUGAAAAUGACAUCCACGCGGGCGAUUCAAGGGACAGCAGUCUUCCCUCGUCACCCACACACAAGAGCGGCCUGAAAAUGGCGAUGACGACGACGACCACCGCGUCUGCAACUCCCAGUCGCAUUCCAAUACGAACAAAUAUAAAUAGUAAAAUACCCCGACCCGUGCACACUGAGACAACGGCAACAACGUUACUCUCAUCACCGUCGGCUGCAAUUUCAUCCGAUCACAUAUCCAAUAACGUCAAUAAAUCCAACACCACUCCGUCGCCAUACGAAUUGCAGGCGAUCCAGGCUGAGGAACGUGCCGCUUGGCGUCAAGAGCGACUGAAAACACUGCAAGAAGAAGUCACCGUUGCACAACAAUCGAUAAACAAACUGAACGAUGAUUUGACCAAGAAAAGCGAGGCGAUCGUUUUCCCCCGCAUUGCAAUCAAAUCAAGUCCAGGUGCUUUGAUUGUACGCGAAACGGAAAAAGUGCUCGGCGAAAAGGUAACCACACGCACUGAAGAAGUACCGUGUCCGGUGACCGGUGUACCUCAUAUACGAACCGUUCAAUUGGUUGAGAAGCUCAUCGAAACUGAGGUCGAAACCUGUCAGGAGAAGAUAAUUACGUUGGAGCUUAAGGAUCCAAUCACAAAUGCUACUCUCACAGAGGAACAGCUUAUGGCAGCCAAAUUGCCCGAUACGACAAUUUCACCGUCCGAUGAUGAGAACUCAUCAAUUAUAACCGUUCGUUCGAAUGCAAGCAACAAUAACAACGAGAGUGUGGUACGAUUGCAUUUGGCCACCGAAGACAAUGCAAACGUUGGCGAGGGACAAAGCGGAUCGGGCGGUGGUGGAUCAUUUUUGACAGCCGUUCAGCAUCAUCAGCCGUCGAAUGUGAUCGAUGCGGCGGAAAGUACGAUGCAAACAAUUGUCGAAGUGGUGAAUCCGUUGAUAUCCGGUCAAGGUUAUGCAAAUACGAUAGCAGUCGGUGGUUCAAAUGAUGAUGGCUCAUAUCCAUCGUUUGAUCCGACAAACGAUGACGGUAACGUGGCUGAGGUGAUGAACUACGAUUCGCUUGACGUAUACAAAACGGCCAGUGAAUUGUCGUUGAGCGACAAAAUGAAAAAUGUGCUGCAGGAAUUAGUCAAAAACGAACGGGUACGGUUGAGCUUUUCACAGAGCAUAUCCGAGGUCGAAGAUAGUGAUAGCGAACAGAAUGAUACUGAUGACGAUGCAAAUGAGCCAUUAAGACAUGAUAGCAGCGAUGAUGAUAAAUCAGUCGUACCCAUUAGCCCGUCGAAUCAAGCAACGGCAACGGAAGAGAAUGGCAACGCUGCUGCUGUUGCUGCUGCUGCUGCUGCCGCUGCCGAGGCUGCUGCUGUUAUCGCACAGCUUAAUAUUGUCGACACGGUGGCAAGCGAUAGCGGCAAUAACGACGACAUAAAAAAUGCCAACAUUAUCGAUGAUGACUUUAUUUACAAAAACCCAAAUUUUUUGAUGGCUGGCGAUGAAAUGGAUGCGUGCACCUCACAACAGCAAGCAAUCGUACGCAAUGAACGCGAUGAAAAAUUGAAAGAAAAACUGUUGGCCGAAUUGAAUGUGCAACCUUCGGGAACGGAUGACACGACGAGGCCUGAAGCCGACCAAAUUGCGAGUACAAACGACGCCGAAGGGGAGGAAGAAAGUUCGAUUUCAAUUCAUGAGGAAAUUCCAUCGAUGCCAACAUCGCCCACCGAAACGAGCAGCAAAAGUGACAGCAUCAGCUUAACUGGCACCGGUGCCGGCAAACGAAAGAAGCGAAAAAAUAAGGGGCGAAAAAAGUAGUCAAAAAUAACCGAAUCGUAAAUGUAUUUCGUUGCGCUGGAUGCGAUGCAUGCCAGAGAAAAAAGAUAGAGUUUAAGGUUGAUUUUUUUUUUUCUGUUCAAAGUCUAAUGCAACGCGUCUAUAUGUUGUUAGUCGACAAAAUAUAUAGAGAAAAAAAAGAGAAAGAAACUUUGUAGAUACAUUUUUAGCGUGAGGAUCCGAGUAAGAGCGUGUAUGGAUAAUGUUGGAUGCUGUAUUUUGCUGCGUUGUGAUUGGUUUUUAUAUUAUAGGAAAAUUAAUAGGGAAAUUGAAGGAAAAUAGAACAUUUCAAGCAUUUAGCUGUAUACAUAGUGCAUUUUAACAUAAAAUUGAAAAUUGUCAAGCGUAUCGAAUACAAACGCCGGAUUUUUUCCUUGCUUGUCGCUCGUUUCAUUUCGCAUUUGCUCAUUCAUUCAUUUCAACAAACCGGAAAUUAUUGUUCGCGUUUAGAUACCGAUUCCCUUUCUAUGUGUGUGUCUGAAAAACAAGACUUUUUAUCACAACUAAACUCCGUACACAAUUUUUUCAUAGAAAAAAAAAAAAACAGCAGAAUCUGAGACAAAAACACCAACCGUAAACCAAUUGAGUUGGUUUAUUGUGAGAACAGGAGCGGCAGCAUCGUCAAUGACUCAUGAAUGGUGGAGUAUGUGUUUUUGUCGCUUUGUUUCGAUCUCAUUAGAUAUCAACCAGUCAAACGAUAAAAUUGUGCGCCAUUGUUCUUAUGUAUUUAGCAAAUAUGCAGCGCAGUAUGAAAAAUGGAGAGAGAAAAACAUCACAUUCAAAACGAAAAAUAUAGCAUCAAAAAUACAAUGCCAUUUCAAACAAUUUAAAAAUGUUUCCACUUUGUUUCCACUUUUUAUUAUUUGUGUUAUCAUUCUAUUUUAUUCCAGCAAUUUUUCCAGUUCGUUUUUUUUUUUCGUUGCGUUGCGUUUCGUUUCGUUCAUUCGUGUGUCUGGCUGCAUAAGUUGGGUAAAAACUCAAAUAAAUGUAAGCACACAUGUCGCUAUCAGCAUUCCAAUUUCAUUUGCUGUCUUUUGAUAUUCAUGUAUGUGUGUGUGUGCUGCUGCUAUUUUUUCUCCAUUCUAGAAAUUUAUGUUCAAUAUGCGUAUGAAAUGCUAUAUUUUGCCUGUCUCCAACGAGACACACGGAAAAAAAUACGGUAAUAAAAACCACGUCGCAAAAAUUCAAAUGAAAGAAAAACACAUUCACACACAGAGUGAGAGAGAAGGAGAACUAAUGGCUAAUAAGACUGUUGAACUCUUGUUUCUGAUCAUUUACAACGAUCACAUUUAGCGCACACGGUGCAUGUUCCUUGUAAUGCAUACACACACACACACACAAAACAGCAUUUAAUUCCAUUUCGCAGAAUUUCGUAUGCAUUUCAUCUCUCCCACGACACAGAUUCCAUGUUAAAAUGUGUAGUUUGACGCUGGUCAAAAAUAAUGCACACGAAUCAAUUACGUUUGUUUGAAAAUCAAGUCAAGUGGUUUGGGUGGUUGAAACAUUCCAUCGCAACGAUGCACAUACGAAUUCAAUUUGAUGGAAACGACGAAACAUGUUGAGAUGUGCGCUAUCAAGAAUAAUGUCGUAGGUGGACGGCGAAAAAGAGAGAGAAAUAAAAACAAACGCUGUAAAUAUAUAAGUGAAAGGCAAUGAUUAUGAUGUUAAUAUGGCCACUGGGUGCAUACACAGGUUGGGUCAAUGCACCGGUGACGUUGCUGCUGCUACUACUACUGUUGCUACUGCUUCAUCGAUUGAACGCGAUGCGUCGUCGUUGGUGCGAACGAAUUGAAUGUUUGGUGCUUCGGUUGCACUGAUUCUAGUCGCUUUGGGUGUAUACUGUAUAUUCACAUCGGAUAGUAAUCAUUACACGUACAAUAAAUCGAUUUCGUCUGAUUCGUGUGUCGAUUCUGCUCCACAUUUUCCUAGUACAUCGUUGCAAAUGAACUGAGAGUGAGUGUAGCGAAUAUACUGUGUGCGAGUGCACUUUUCAUUUGCCGUUUUUUCCCCAUUUUUCCCGUUCUUAAUUCCUUCAACAUUUGAACUUUUAAGAUUCAAUUACGAUAGUUUUUAGCGGAUAUUACGUGCUAGUGUGGUAGAAUUUUGUGAACAUUCGCAAUCUUAUCGUUCUCUUCCUUUUUUAUUAUUGUAUUUCAAGCCGAUUCAAUUAAAAAUUCCAGCCACAGAAUCAAUUGGUAGAAAAUCAAGACGAUUCUCUGUUCGACAUUCUAAAAAUCUGUUGAAUUUUUUUUUUGUCUCGUCUUCAGUCCCAUUAUUCAAAGAGAUAACAUGGUUUUAAGUGCAUUUAUAUUAUCAUUAAUCGUGUCUCUGCUUUAACAAUAAAACAUGGCCUUAAAAUUGUGUAUUUGAUGGCUUUAUCAUGAAUAGAAGGAAUUAAAUAUAAGGAUAAACACAUAUAAUCUCGUUUAAAAAUGCAGAAAUCAUUUAUUUUAAUGGAAAAAAGUGAAAAAAAAUUCUAAAUCUCUAUGAAAUCUACUACAUAUAUUAGAGUAAAAACAAAAAGAAAAACAGAAACGAAGAACAAAAUACGAAAAAAAUUAGUAAAUAAAUGCAUUUCUAAACAAAA
Sitodiplosis mosellana (orange wheat blossom midge) is the source of this 12602-nucleotide messenger RNA. Its product is annotated as protein lap4-like. Bases 1211 to 9997 code for a protein of 2928 amino acids. NCBI's taxonomy places the organism in Eukaryota, Metazoa, Arthropoda, Insecta, Diptera, Cecidomyiidae. The transcript is spliced from 30 exons. Gene Ontology annotation, biological process: neurotransmitter receptor transport postsynaptic membrane to endosome; neurotransmitter receptor transport, endosome to postsynaptic membrane. The record is from RefSeq and is a predicted model, not a curated record. Gene Ontology annotation, cellular component: adherens junction; postsynaptic membrane; postsynaptic density. Gene Ontology annotation, molecular function: protein binding.